Messenger RNA from Nicotiana tabacum (common tobacco), 1680 nucleotides. RefSeq names its product caffeoylshikimate esterase-like. Lineage: Eukaryota; Viridiplantae; Streptophyta; Magnoliopsida; Solanales; Solanaceae. The record is from RefSeq and is a predicted model, not a curated record.
CAUUGGAAGUCAUUAUGAACGUGCACUAACUAUUCACUUGUCGGCUUAUUGCCACUUUUUAAUACAUCGGAAUCUUUAAAAGCACAUUUCCACUAUGUGUGUGUAAAUGAUCAUUCAAUAAAAUGGACCUUACUCUAACUUCCACUUUCCGACCAUUUUUACAGCCUGAAUUCUCAGUUAUUCACCGGAAAAUUAACCAACCCAUUAUUCUCCAUCAUAAUUUGAAGUGUAAACCAUUUUCAAAGAAUAAAGUGAUUACUAUGGCAAUUAAAAAGGCAAGAAUUGAAGGUGUAAGUGAAGCAUUAAAUGAAAUUGCUUCACAGAAUUUGGAUCAUGCUCCUGCUAGAAGAAGGGUUCGAUCAGCUUUUAUUGCUACUCAACAGCAGCUUGAUCAUAUCUUAUUUAAGAUGGCUCCAGCUGAUAUCAGAGAAGAUGAGUGGUAUGAAGCAAAUUCGAAAGGCCAACAGAUUUUCUGUAAAAGUUGGCUGCCAAAGCCAGGGGUACGAAUUAAAGGUGCUUUGUGCUUUUGUCAUGGAUAUGGUGAUACCUGCACUUUCUUCUUUGAAGGUAUUGCAAGGUUUAUUUCGGCCUCUGGCUAUGCUGUCUAUGCUAUUGACCAUCCCGGUUUUGGCCUCUCGGAUGGUUUGCAUGGAUAUAUUCCUGAAUUUGAUGGUAUAGUUGACAAUGUCAAUGAGCAGUAUGUGAAGAUAAAAGGUAGGCCGGAAAUUAGCGGUCUUCCCUGCUUUAUAUUUGGGCAGUCAAUGGGAGGUGCAAUUGCUCUAAAAGCUCUUCUUAAGGAACCACGUCAAUGGGAUGGAAUUGUCCUUGUUGCGCCAAUGUGCAAAAUUGCAGAAGACAUGACGCCACCAUUUCUCCUGCAGAAAGUCUUGAUUUUUGUGUCUAACAUUACGCCACAAGCAAAGAUAGUCCCUACUAAAGAUUUGGCAGAAUUGGCAUUCAGGGAGUUCAAGAAAAGGAAAAUGGCUCCAUACAAUGUAAUCUCUUACUCCGAUAAAACACGUGUAAAAACUGCUGUGGAACUCUUAAACGCUACAAAAUACAUCGAAUCACAAGUGGACAAGGUGGCAUCCCCGAUGCUCAUUCUUCACGGAGCUGCAGAUAAAGUGACGGAUCCUCUCGUGAGUCAGUAUCUGUAUGAUAAGUCCUCGAGCAGCGACAAAACUCUUAAGCUCUAUGAAGGAGGCUAUCACUGUAUUCUUGAAGGUGAACCUGAUGAUAGAAUUCUUACUGUGCUCAAUGACAUUAUCUCAUGGCUUGAUUCUCGUUGCUCUCCGAAUUAGGCUUCAGUUUUUAAGGGGUUUUGCAGAGGGAUUUCUUGUAGUUGGGAACCAACACCAUUCAUCUAGUUUAGGAAAUGUGAUACUAGACAAUAAAACCAAAUUCAUUGUGGGAUAUAGGCAUAUGGCAAUAUUUUGUAACUGCUAUUGUUAUUGUUGGGUGAUUUGGUUCUGAAGCUGAAAUUUAGGCGCCCAGCAAGUGAAGCGAGGGUUCGAUUCUAGGUCGAAACAAAAUUAUGAUGAUGAGAUGAGUUGAGUUAAAAAGUAAGGAUUCAUAUUGUCGAGCCCCCAACUUGUUUGGGAAUGAGGCAUAGUUAUUGAAACUACUGUUUGUUUGUAGUUUUUCGUCAAACACAAUCUUAUAGUUUUGAGUUUUGGAUCA